Molecule: messenger RNA, 1104 nt
Organism: Vitis vinifera (wine grape)
Lineage: Eukaryota; Viridiplantae; Streptophyta; Magnoliopsida; Vitales; Vitaceae
Product: chorismate mutase 1, chloroplastic
Exons: 6
Coding region: 64-1014 (316 amino acids)
Biological process (GO): chorismate metabolic process; aromatic amino acid biosynthetic process
Cellular component (GO): cytoplasm
Molecular function (GO): chorismate mutase activity
Source: RefSeq, a predicted model, not a curated record
UUACAAAGAGGGUGAUCUUAGUUUGGUGUUGUACUUAGGCUGCUCUUUCUCAAUCUCACCACCAUGUUUUCAUCAACCCCAAACAAUCCGCCCAUAUCAACCCCCAAUCCUCUAAAAUCAUCACCACCUAAUUUGCGUAUUGCCAUCUUGAUCACCCCUAACCUCAUUCCCAAAUCUCUCCCAAAAAAGUUGUCCUUCAUUCAAGCUUCUGCAUUUUCUCCCAUCAGCUAUCCGCAUAAGGAAAGGGUGGAUGCCAGUGAGAGCUACACAUUAGACAGUAUAAGACACUUUUUAAUCAGGCAAGAGGAUAGCAUCAUAUUUAGCCUCUUGGAGAGGGCUCAAUAUUAUUACAAUGCAGACACAUAUGACCAUCAUGCCUUCUCCAAAGAUGGGUUUCAUGGCUCUUUGGUUGAGUUCAUGAUCAAAGAAACUGAAAAACUUCAUGCCCAGAUGGGUAGAUACGAUAGUCCAAAUGAGCAUCCUUUCUUCCCGGCUCAAUUACCUAAGCCGAUGCUUCCUCCUUUGAAAUACCCUCAGGUCCUGCAUCCUUGUGCUGAUUCAGUCAAUCUAAACAAUAAGGUUUGGAAUAUAUAUUUCAAAAAUCUCCUUCCAAGGUUGGUUAAAGCCGGUGAUGAUGGUAAUCAUGGAUCAGCUGCUGUGUGCGACACAAACUGCUUGCAAGCUCUCUCAAAGAGGAUCCACUACGGAAAAUUUGUAGCAGAGGCUAAAUUUCUAGAAUCCUCGGAUGUGUAUGAGGCUGCCAUUAGAGAGCAAGAUAGGGAUAAACUCAUGGCAUUGCUGACCUAUGAGGCAGUGGAAGCAGCAAUCAAGAAGAGAGUAGAAGCGAAGGCCAAAGCAUUUGGGCAGGAGGUGAGAAACAUGGGAGAGGGAGAUGAUGGGGAUGAUCCAGCAUAUAAGAUCAAGCCAAGGUUAGUUGCCAAUCUGUACGGAGACUGGAUCAUGCCACUUACCAAGGAAGUUCAGGUUGAAUACCUGUUGAGAAGGUUGGAUUAAACAAAAUUAAGAGAAGAAAAAAGUUUGGUUGUUCGGAUGUUAAUGAACGUGAUGAAACAUUUUAAUUCAAUAUGUAGCAGCUUUGGAACA